Messenger RNA from Struthio camelus australis, 3261 nucleotides. The record is from RefSeq and is a predicted model, not a curated record. NCBI's taxonomy places the organism in Eukaryota, Metazoa, Chordata, Aves, Struthioniformes, Struthionidae.
ACACAACUAGUCAUACCAGGUGGCAUGAAACGUCCUGUUCAUAAACGUAUUCAUAAGGAAUGCUUUUGGCACACCUUGAUAAGUUACUUUGGCCUAAACAUCGAUUGCCUCUGGUAAAAACCUAAAUGGCAGCUCAGAAAAGGAAGUCUACGUUAGUGGAGCCUUCUGCUAAGCGUCCAAAGCUGGAUAAGAACAGCAAGCCAUCAUCAGCAAAGAAGGAAAAAGAGGUGUCAGAUACAAAACAUGUCUCAAAUAAAUCAAAAUCAAAUCAAUGCACAGUGCAGAAAGCAGUACUGAAGACCUCUAUCAAAUCAAACAGUGACAAUUCAAGUGAACCUGAAUUAGGAACACGCAUGACUACAAGGUCAUCAGGAUUCAAGUCAAAUAAUAAAACAGCAGCCGACAAAAAGAUCCAACAGCAGCCUAAAUCUGCAAAAAAUAAGGAGGUAUGCCAGAAGAAAUCAGUGCAAGAAAUUCCUAAGUCAAAAUGCAUAAUUGCGCCAAGUGAGCCAGUAACGAGGAGAUCACAGAGACUGCAGCAGUUAACACAUGUACCAGCAAGAUCCCUGCGUAACAGAGAAGUUAAAGAAGAAAAAGCUUUGGUAGUUAAACAAAGCAGCCAGGCGAAAAGACAUGUUCACAGUAUCGGAGCAAAAGUACCUAAACCUGCUAAAGAGAAAACAGAACAGAAAAACAUGAAAAUAAAGCCAAGCGGUAAAAAUGAAGAUAAAGAAAUAAGUGUAGAAGUGACCAGCUCUCUGAAAGAGAAAAGGUGUAAAGCAGACAAUAAAAAUGAUGAUUCCAGCAGCUUUCAACAUAACCUUCAAGGGACACCGUUUCUUGAUCACGGUCUUGGGGAAGUUAAGAAAGAACAAACGUAUCUUGUAUCUCCAAUUUCUAGCCAUGUGAAGAAAGUGGAAACAGGUUCUCUUAAGCCAAAUUCUAAGACAGUAGAUAAAGAAAAACAGCAAGUGCAUCAGAAUAUAAAAAACAGUAUAAAAACAAAAAGGGUUUCGCAGCCAUCUGAAAGUGAAACGGAUCUAGCUGAUCAACCAGAGAAUGAUGUGAAAUCCAAAAGGGUAAGCAUUCUUGAACUUUGCGAAGAAAUUGCAGGUGAGAUUGAAUCAGAUACAGUAGAGGUGAAAAAAGAUUCCCCUAAUGCUGAGUAUCGAAAAACAGAAGAAAAGCGUGGAGAAGUACAGCUGCAACAAAAUGAAGUGCUUCCUCAGAAAGAACCUAGUCAGAGUACUCAAUGCAAACGUUUUUUCCCUAGCAAAAAAGGAAUGCCUGUCAAAUGUACUCUGAAUGGUAGAAAUAGCUCCUCAAACAAAAACUCUAAAUGGACCAAAAUUAAAUUAAUGAAAGCUAAUAACGUGAAACAAAGUAACUUAAAUUCUACAAAUGUCCCCAAGCUUUCUUUGUUAAAAGAUUGUUUUAAAGUUUCAGACGUGAGUCAAAUAGCUACAGAAGCACAACUUUCCAACACACAAGGCAAGCUGUCAGUAAUAAGACUGUCUGAGAACGAAAGCGUAACUUGUGUGCAGGAGAAAUUGGACACUUCAUCUGAAAGAGCUGGAGCUAAAGAAGUGACAUUAGAAAUAAAAGAACCCUCAAAGAGAGGUGUAGAAAAUGGUUUGUUGCGUAAUUUGACAAAACAUUUGUCUGAGCCGACGCCAGAUGAGAACUUUAGCUUACAUUUGGAAUCAAGUCCAGAAAGCUCUCCAGUGAAGUAUCUUACAGCUCCUAAACCACCGAAACAAUUAAAAAAAGAAUCUGGAGAAAGUGAACAUCAAGGUUUGGCUCCCAAACAGUUAACGCACCCUUUACUUACAAAUCAAACUUCUGAGACUGAGAACAGGGUUCCUUUGUCAAAUCCUUCAUUAGCAUCAAAGUGCAGUAACUCCCUACCGUCCGAGGAGCAUAUUCAAAAGCUAAAAGAAGCAGGAAAAGAUGGUGAUAAGCAGCUGAUCAUAGAUGCAGGGCAGAAGAGAUUUGGUGCUAUUUCCUGUAAUAUUUGUGGAAUGCUUUAUACUGCGUCAAAUCCAGAGGAUGAAACCCAACACCUGCUCUUUCAUAACCAAUUCAUAAGUGCUGUAAAAUACGUGGGGUGGAAAAAGGAGAGAAUUUUGGCUGAAUACCCUGAUGGGAAGAUAAUAAUGGUUCUUCCUGAUGACCCAAAGUAUGCACUUAAAAAGGUUGAAGAGAUUAGAGAGAUGGUAGACAAUGACUUGGGAUUUCAGCAAGCUCCACUUAUGUGUUACUCUAGAACUAAAACUCUUCUUUUUAUUUCUAAUGACAAGAAAGUUAUUGGUUGUUUAAUUGCAGAACACAUCCAGUGGGGCUACCGAGUUAUAGAAGAGAAGGUUCCAGAAGUUAGUUCAGAAAACGAAAAAGUAAUUUUUGAAAGGCAGAAAGCAUGGUGCUGUUCAACUUCUCCAGAACCUGCUAUUUGUGGGAUUAGUCGAAUAUGGGUGUUCAGCAUGAUGCGGCGAAAGAAAAUUGCUUCUCGGAUGAUAGAGUGUCUUAGGAGCAACUUCAUAUAUGGCUCAUACUUAAGUAAAGAAGAAAUUGCUUUCUCUGACCCUACUCCUGAUGGAAAACUCUUUGCAACGCAGUACUGUGGCACCGGCCAAUUCCUAGUAUAUAACUUCCUCAACGGACAGCAUCACGCCUAAAAUGGAAUUCCUUCAGGAGCAGUUACUGGAGACUUCUGCCAAAACGUACUGAAUUGGUACAGACCUUAAGCAGAAGCCAGGGCCAUUUUUGUUACAGUGAACUCAGGACUGGUAACAACCAAAAGGUUGUACUAUUUUAUUAAAAUUGUAAACAAUGCAGUAAUAGGCUAACUUUGUUUUUUUUAAAAAAAAAGAUAUUUUAUUAACUUUUACAAAAGUUUGAUUGUAUUUUAUCUAGUUAGUCAUGUUUACAUGCAGCAGAAAAUUGUUCAUAGUGGACUGUAAACUAAUGCAAAGACUGUAGUCUCGCUGAUGAGUACAUGCUGAAGUUCUUAAUGUGGUGAUAUACCAGUGCUUCUUGGUACUGUAAAUUAUUUGGUCUCCUACCACCAGUUCUAGAAGCAGGGUAAGGCAGUUAAAAGAUUGCUUGUUUGACAGAAUUCAAGACUAUACUCAAUUACAUCAAUGCAAGAAACAUUACAGUGCAGUAGUUAUGGUAAUAAUCUUCACAGAUUCUGUGGUUGCUUCUAGUAUGCAUUAUAUGCAUUACUAGGGUGCAAGAGUAACUUGGGUGCCAGCAACAUAG